Molecule: messenger RNA, 819 nt
Organism: Serendipita indica DSM 11827
Lineage: Eukaryota; Fungi; Basidiomycota; Agaricomycetes; Sebacinales; Serendipitaceae
Source: the annotation of a GenBank genome assembly
AUGUCGAUUCCAUUGCGCGGAGAAUUGACCCUUCGAACAAGCCACGCCGUUCAGGCAUCCAGCUCGUUCUCUGUCGCCAACAAUUCAGCGAGGACGCCAGAGUCUUUCGGAAAUCUUCUGAAUCACAUCACAAGAUUAUCUGCGCCUCAAAGUCUUGUGCCCUCCGUUCGUAUUGCGCCUCCUCGAAACGCAGAAGAACGGCCCAAGCCAGCACAUUCCUUGACGCUGCUAGGAGCUACCGUCGCACUCUCCAAAUCUGCUCGCGAAGCGGCGAGUUCAUGGUCCAACACCGCAUCGGAAACGGCAACCGCCGAAGCGGCUCUAUAUCCAUUCCUUGUUCACCUAGCCGUAGCAAAGGACGACGUGGAGACGCUCAAAUUCUGCCUAGGCAUAUCCGAGACCAAAACCACCUCCCCCGUCAUUGACCCUCAAACGCCAAUGGAAGAGAUGGGGGUGACGGAAAGCUUCCCUAUCAGCAGCAGCAAUAGGAGCCUUGUCAAAGGAGGAAUCGCCAAUUGCCUUGAUAUUGCGUCCGGCAGAACGCCAUUGCAUGUUGCUGCGCUUAAUGGGAGCGUCAAGUGUGCGCAAGUAUUACUGGAAGCUGGAGCAUUGGUUCAUAUACGAGAUUCUCUGGACCAUACUGCACUUUACUAUGCCGCUCGUCACAGCCACGGCUCUAUAGUUGACUCGCUGCUACAAGCUGGAGCACAUCUAGGCGGUGCAGAUGUGGAAGGUGGGUAUGUGCGACUGGCUAUCAAGCAUGCACAGUCUGUAGGCGAUCAGACUGCGCUUCUCGUUUGGCGAAAAGUAGGCUCCUAG